Messenger RNA from Juglans microcarpa x Juglans regia, 948 nucleotides. Its product is annotated as endo-1,3;1,4-beta-D-glucanase-like. The coding region runs from base 65 to 784 and encodes 239 amino acids. The transcript is spliced from 7 exons. The record is from RefSeq and is a predicted model, not a curated record. Lineage: Eukaryota; Viridiplantae; Streptophyta; Magnoliopsida; Fagales; Juglandaceae. Gene Ontology annotation, molecular function: hydrolase activity.
UGUAAUACUCCAGAAGACUGAAGAGUGUUAAGUUUGUGUUCCAUCGACUGGUCAAAGGAAGAGAAUGUCCGGCCCUCAGUGCUGCUCCAACCCACCUACCCUAAAUCCAAGCGCCGGAGCUGGCCAUGUUGAACAGCUCGGUGGCCUUAGCAGCUACAUCUCUGGCUCUCCAGACUCCAAGCUUGCCGUCCUUCUCGUCUCUGACGUCUUUGGCUAUGAAGCUCCAAACUUGAGGAAGCUUGCAGACAAGGUUGCAGCUACUGGAUUUUUUGUGGUGGUUCCUGACUUUUUUCAUGGAGAUCCCUAUGUGCCCGAAAAUACGCAUAGACCUAUACCAGUUUGGAUUAAGGAUCAUGGAACGGAUAAGGGAUUUGAAGCGGCAAAGCCAGUACUUGAAGCUAUAAAAAGUAAAGGUUUUUCUGCAGUUGGGGCUGCGGGCUUUUGCUGGGGAGCUAAGGUUGUGGUUGAACUUGCAAAGGCUGAGCUUAUCCAAGCUGCUGUGCUAUUACAUCCUUCUCUUGUCACUGUCGAUGAUAUCAAGGGGGUUAAGGCUCCUAUUGCAAUACUAGGAGCAGAGAUUGAUCAAAUUUCUCCACCUGAACUGCUGAAACAGUUUGAGGAGGUCUUAACUGCCAGAUCGGAGGUGGAUGGCUAUGUUAAGAUAUUCCCAAAAGUUGCACAUGGUUGGACAGUUAGAUAUGACGGAGAAGACGAGGCAGCUGUGAAGCCUGCUGAGGAGGCCCAUCAGAACCUGUUGGAGUGGUUUGCUAAGUAUGUUAAGUGAGAAUUGUCGAGUUAGUUUCUCUUUUGUUCAGUCUUGGUUUCAUAUUAUUAUGAGACAAAAGUGUUGAUCAUGGUAUUUCCAGAUGGUUGAGACUACCUAUUAUAUAUUGAGUCUGUAGUAACGUCUGAAUUCCAAUAAAAUGAAUAAUGGGUAUUAGUUUAUAA